Coccomyxa subellipsoidea C-169 is the source of this 1553-nucleotide messenger RNA. RefSeq lists its product as hypothetical. The transcript is spliced from 7 exons. Gene Ontology annotation, molecular function: ubiquitin protein ligase activity. The coding region runs from base 387 to 1553 and encodes 388 amino acids. Gene Ontology annotation, biological process: interstrand cross-link repair; protein monoubiquitination. NCBI's taxonomy places the organism in Eukaryota, Viridiplantae, Chlorophyta, Trebouxiophyceae, Coccomyxaceae. The record is from RefSeq and is a predicted model, not a curated record. Gene Ontology annotation, cellular component: nucleus; Fanconi anaemia nuclear complex.
GAGUCUAUGUGAUUUUCUAAUCGGACUGUCAGCGAUUGUAUGCAUGGUGAGGGAACCGAUCUGGCGUCGCUGUGAUCUGCAGUCACGCGAAAUUCACAAGCUUUGAGAGUUGAGACUCUGGUGAUCCUUAUCAUAUGCAACUCUUCAGCCCUUCCAGACGCUCUUAUGGCAUUCUACAAAUUUCAAACCUAAAUCUGCAAAGCAAAGGUUGACAACAUUGUUCAGAUCGGGCCAUGUCAUUGCUUGACAUGCUCACACCAUCAAAGCUCAUCGAAGCUUCAGUGGUCCGCAUAUGAGGCUCAAAAAAUAUGUACCUGACACCUCAAUUCUAAUGUGCCUUUGAAUGGCACUUGGAGUAGUUCUUACCAACAGGGAGAUCCACCAGCAUGAUCACACCUGCAGAGAUCUUCCCGCUGAUGGUCCCAGCCAAUGAAGACGGUACAGCAUUUGAAGGGUAUCUGACGCUGCCAAACGCCGGCUCGUUGGAUACGGCGCUGUGGAUGCGCCUGUUUGAUGUCCCUCUUUGGGCAAACACCCUUCAAGGUGCCAAGCUGGAAUGCAGCAGGGAGCUCAGUGAUCUCCUCGAGGGCUGUGAAGACACCAUUGAGGCUCGCUUGGGGGAUAGCCCGGAUGUCACAUCCUUCUUCCUGGAACUCAGAAACCUUCUGGACAAGCUGCUGCGCUUCAGGCCACCGCUGGAGCCGCCUCCAAGCACCUUCUACACCGGCCUCAUUGCAGAGAUAGAUGCUGUCGGAUGGGACCGACUGGCCUGGCUCUGCCCAAACCUGUCAGCUCUGCACAUCCGCAUUUCUGACGCUGCAGGCAGGGAUCACAUGGUCAAGGUGCAGCUGCCAGCCGCCUACCCGGAAGCUGCGCCGCUGGUGAGCGCGCAGCUGCCGGAGCAGGUGAAGCUGCCGCCGUGGCAGCCUGGGGCGUCCAGCCUGCAGGACCUGAUCAGGCACUAUGAGGCCGCCAUUGCUUCGCUGCAGGAUCUGUGGGCCUGCCUGGACGAUCUCGACAGGGAGGCGUGGGUUCUGGAGCCGGAGAAACCGACGCCGGCCGACGCCCACCGCCGCAUAGCGCUGGGCGGCCACUGCUCGCUGCUGCUGGAGCUCGACCCGGCGCGGCCGCGCGCCCGCCCGCCCGAUCUGCGCUUCCUCGGCUCCGAGGCGGCCGCCGCGCCGAUGCGCACCCGGCUGCGUGCCGCCGAUGCUCCGCCCUGGGACCCCGGCAGGCUGCCGAGGGAGAACCUUGAGCGGCUGCUGCAGAUGAAGCUUCCGACGCGGUCCACAUCAGCGCAGGAUGACAUCAGCGGCGACUGCUGCAUCUGCUACGCUUAUCGCCUGCCUCCUGCGCAGCCACCCGGCGCUGGCUCCGCCACCCUUGGUGAGGUGCCGGACCAGAGCUGCGGCAACCCCCGAUGCGCGCGGCCCUUCCACGGGCGCUGCCUGCGCGAGUGGCUGCUGGCGCUGCCAACUUCGCGGCGCUCCUUCAACACAGUCUUUGGGGAGUGCCCCUACUGCUCGCAGCCCAUCACCACCACUGCCAGCUGA